AUGGCCUCGUUCAGAGAAUUGUCCAUGUCGCGUCCCCUCAAUCCCAGCCAGCGGCACGCGCACUCCAUCUCGCUAGGUGCCUCGAAUUCCAAUCACCGUGUAACUCGCCGCAAAAGUGUGACCACAACCGCCGCCCACGCCGCUGCCGCCGUGGCCGCUUCAAUGGAGGGCGGAGAAUCGACCUCGCUCCCUAUGGGUGCGCACCGCCGGAACCUGGGUGGCCGCAAGGGACCCGAAUCGGCCUCCGUCGGAAGUGCCUCGGGCUUCAGCUCAUACCUCUCUCGCAGCAUCAAUAGCCCCAGCCAGGAAUCACCGGUGGCUCGCAAGGGUUCUCCGGGUUCGGAUCACUCCGACGGCAAAGUCAAGAACCGGAACCGCCGUGCCAGCGAGGGUGCUCAGCUCAAGGCCGAUGGAAAGCGAGCUGCGGCGGCUAUACGGUGGGAACAUGAUCCAGCAUGGGCUGUGACUUCGAAACUUCUCAUUUCCAAGCACCAGCAGGUUCAACUGCUGGAAGCCGCCUCCGUUCUGGUCACCAUGAACCACGACGACCCUCCCGACGAGUCCGCCGAGUUGGAAUCGGAAUUAUCAUCCGGAUCACCUGGUGCCCUGUCAGAACUGCGAGAUGGCCUGAGUUCCGCCGAGACCACGCCACCCCCGAUGGACGAAGAGGAGGAUGACGACUUUGAGAUGUCCGGCAUGCCCGCACAAUGGGCCAAGCGGCCCAGUGUCAGCAAUGCAUCCGGCUUCUCUCGCUCAUACCAGUCGAUCCCCUCCAGCUCGUACAACGAGAGCGCUCCCCUGCACUCCCCUACCUUCUCUCACUUCCGCAACUCCAGCAUCGAUACUCGUCCCUCGACCGCGGACGCCCGUUUACACGAGGACGACGAGGCGGAUCUUGCCGCGGCCAUCGGUCUUUGCAAUUUCGGCACUCCCCGCACAGGUCCCGUGUCCAUGACCCCCGACGUACCACCCGUGCCCCCACUGCCCGCGCGCUAUCUCGACUCCAGCAGCCACCCGAGCAACCAGAGCCCCCACUCCUCUCACUCACGCCCCACCAUGGAAGCUGCUCGUCGAGAUUCCGAGGCCAACAUCUUCUCUCCCCGAUCGUUCAACCCGUCGCUUUCCUACAAGGUUUCGGAUGAGCGUGAAGUGCGAACCAGUGGAAAGGAGGAGCAGCAAUCCCGUCAACGCCGCAACGCUGAUGUGGACUUUGGUAACCGCUCAGCACCGGCAGAUGACGAUGACGACGGUGUCUUUGGUCGCAUGGAAGAGUAA
This is a messenger RNA of Penicillium brevicompactum, 1275 nucleotides long. RefSeq names its product putative C2H2 finger domain protein. The transcript has 3 exons. The record is from RefSeq and is a predicted model, not a curated record. Bases 1 to 1275 code for a protein of 424 amino acids. Lineage: Eukaryota; Fungi; Ascomycota; Eurotiomycetes; Eurotiales; Aspergillaceae.